This is a messenger RNA of Plectropomus leopardus (leopard coralgrouper), 1689 nucleotides long. RefSeq names its product serum paraoxonase/arylesterase 2-like. Gene Ontology annotation, molecular function: arylesterase activity. NCBI's taxonomy places the organism in Eukaryota, Metazoa, Chordata, Actinopteri, Perciformes, Serranidae. The record is from RefSeq and is a predicted model, not a curated record.
GCACGCCUCGGCUGGAGACAGUAGUCGCGCAGCAGUCAGUCACUAAAGCUGUUUAUUCAACUUUGUCUAUCACGACUCCAAAAUGGGAAAAGUAGUCUUCAUCUCAGUUGUAAUUGCUGCCUUAUCGGCGCUUCUUGGAGAGAGGAUUGUUACUUUCAGGAAAAGGUGCCUCGCCUCAAGAGAGCUGGAGCAGAAUCACCUCCCCAACUGUGUUGAGCUCAAAAAUCUGAAUCAGGGCUCUGAAGAUAUAACGAUCCUUGGAAACGGGCUUGCCUUUAUCAGCACUGGUCUGAGGUAUCCUGGAAUGCCAGUCUCAGAUGCGAAAGGAAGGAUCUUCACCCUUGAUAUGACAGAUCCUCGGAUGAAACCAGUGGAGUUGCGGAUGCCAAGAAACUUUGAUCUGGAAACUUUCAACCCUCAUGGCAUCAGUGUAUACACCGAUCCAAGUGAUGACACAAUAUACCUGUUUGUUGUCAAUCAUCCUGAACACAAAAGCCAAAUAGAGCUGUUCAAAUUUGUUGAGGAUGACAACUCCCUGGAACAUCUGAAAACCAUAAAACACGAACUUCUCCACAGUGUAAAUGACGUUCUUGCAACAGGAGUGGACAGCUUCUAUGCAACUAAUGAUCACUACGUUACCCAUGAACACCUAAAAAGUUUGGAGAUGCUUCUGGGCCAGGCUUGGACUAAUGUAGUGUACUACAGUCCUGAGGAAGUAAAAGUUGUCUCUGAGGGAUAUUACUUCGCAAAUGGCAUUAAUAUCUCACCAGACAAAAGGCAUAUAUAUAUGGCAGAUUUGUUUGACCACAAAGUACAUGUGUUGGAGCGCAAAGAAGACAAUACGCUGGUCUCUGUGAAGUCUGUGUCUGUGGGUUCACUCUGUGACAACAUUGAAGUGGAACCAGAAACUGGAGACCUGUGGAUGGGCUGUCAUCCUAAUGCAUGGAAACUUCUCAGGUUUGACCCUGAGACCCCUGCUGGAUCUGAGGUCAUCAAAAUCCAGAACAUUCAUUCUGAUCAGCCAGUGGUGACUCAGGUUUACGCUGACGACGGCAAAGUGCUCAUCGGUUCCUCUGUAGCAGCUCCCUAUGAGGGAAAGUUGCUCAUUGGCACUGUGUUCCAUAAAGCUCUGUGCUGUGAUUUGCAGUAAGCAAUGACCUGUUAACACAUGACUUACCUCUAAGCAAAAGUUCUCACUCAGAAACAGCAAUGAUGAUUUGAAUGAAGAUAAGCAUGAAUACUAUAGCAGCACUGGUUGUAGAGGAAAAGGCUUGACACUGUUUUACUAGACAGGAUCUGAUAAUAAACCAAGAAAUGAGUGCCUGAAGCUCCACUAGGAGGGGCUGGAGAAAGAUAGAUGGACUUUGUUUACCUGAUUUUAUAGCAAUGAGCCCUGGGUAUAAAGGCAUAUAUGAAAGUGGUCUCAGACACCGAAGUUACUAAACUGCCAAGAUACUUUAACCACUGUGAAAUAAAUAUGUGGAUACAGUAUAUUCAAUCAAAUGUAUGUAUGAACGUAUGUAUAUAUGUUUGAUUAAAUAUACUGUAUCCACAUAUUUAUUGAUAUAAAUUGAGACAGAAUAAUUUUAUGUUACAUUUUUACUUUGUUUAAUUGCUUGUUCCAUUGCUUCCAUGCAUUUGAGUGUAAAAAAAAAGCAAUAAAGGAGAGAUGUGCUGGUUAUCAUGAAA